Tetrahymena thermophila SB210 is the source of this 4905-nucleotide messenger RNA. RefSeq names its product transmembrane protein, putative. The record is from RefSeq and is a predicted model, not a curated record. The transcript is spliced from 6 exons. NCBI's taxonomy places the organism in Eukaryota, Ciliophora, Oligohymenophorea, Hymenostomatida, Tetrahymenidae.
AUGAAUUGCUUUUUUGAAGCAUACAUAAGCAGAGGGAACAAAAAUUAUUUAUUGAUAAAUGAUUCAUCAAGAUUUUCUUAUAUAAUAGAUUUAAGACAAGAGAUAAUUAAUAUUUAAAAUACAUAAAGUUCUUUUAUACACUAAAGAAUUACAAAGCCGUGCUUAUAUGAUGUUAAAUAAAAGUUAGAUAAAAAUUACUUUUUUAUAAUUUGCCCAUUAAACACUCAUAUUUACAAUUUAUAAACUCUUACCUUGCACAAUUUCCUAAUUUCUAAUAUAAAUAAUAAUGCAUAAAUAGUUGAUAUAUAAUAAAUAUAAGAUAAUAUUUUCUUAAUAAUUUAUGAUAUAAAAAUUGAAAUAUCGAUUAUAACAUCAAAAAAAAUAGAACUUUUGAAGAGUUAGGUUGAAUUAAUUAAUCCUAUUAUAUAUCAUCAAAGGGUUAAAUAGUUAGGUUAAAACUAGUAUUAAAUUUUAUUAAAAGGAGUUUCAGAUGUUAAUGGAUUUACAAUAGCUUGCUAUGCAGAUUUAAAAAAAUCCAAGAGCUCCAGUAUUGUUUUGGAAGAAUCAAAAAAGAUUUAAAUUUUUUAAGAAUCUGAGAAUGAUGGUUUUAAGAAUUGCAUCAUACAAUAAUCAGAAAAGAGAGACACGAGAAGAAUUAAAUAUUAAAUUUUAUAUAAAUCUUCAUAAGCCAUAAAGGUAUUUGAUAUUUGUAAUUAAAGUCUAUUUAAUGAGAAAACUUUAAUUGAAUACAAAGCUUUCACCUAAAAUAAUAUGAAUAGUGAUAUUGUCCUUACUCUUGUUGAUAGCAAUUUCGUUCAUUCUAAGUUUUAUAACAUAAAGAUUUCAUCAUCAAAUCUAUUUUUAGGUUUUUUAAACUCUGAAGAAAUCCAUUUUAAUCCUGAAUAUAAACUAACUAACUUUUAGCUAUCACAAUUAAAUAUUACAACUAAUUAAAACACCCAUUUUUUAUAUUUCGAAAACAUAACCAAUAUUAUAUUUAAUGAUAUUAAUAUAUCAGAUUAAAAUUGGGAAAGCCAAUUUAUUAUGUCAGACACAUCUUAGCUCACUAUAUAAAAUAUCAAUUUGAAUAAUUUCAACUUCUCAUAAAGGUUUUCAUUUAUGUAAAUAAGUGAUGUGAAAACACUUUAUAUCAAUAAUGUUACAAUUUCUAAUUGCUAUUUUGCUUAAUAGCUUUUUGACAUGACAAAUGUAUAGAAAGUUACAAUUAAAAACCUAAAAAUAAUUGACACAAUAUUCUAAACAAACAUGAUAAGUAUAGAACUUACAAAGAUUUUAAGCGUAUAAGAUCUAAUCAUUACAUACUCUAGCAAACAGAAAAGAGAAGAAUAAGUUUAAAGCAUUUCUGCUCUUUUUCUAACCAAUAUUUAUUCAAUUAAAUUAGAGAAUACUUAAAUUAUAAACACAUAGUAUAUUUAAUUAUUGAGAUAUAGCUAAGUCUAAGAGCUUUCAUAAUCUCUUACUAUAAAAAACUUAACAGCUGAAAAUUAUCAUUCAAAUUUACCUCUCGUUAGUAUCUACUACUCAUAUACUGUUAUUUUGAACAUAAUCAAACUAAACCAUGUUUAACUAUAAAACACAAAUCUUUUUGAAAUAUUUUAAACUUCAAUAUUUCAACUACAGGAUUUAGAGGCAAGCAAAGUGAUAAAUCAUUUAAAUUAAGUCAAUUAGCACAAUAAAUUAACAAGUAAAAAUAGUGAAAAUCAUUUUAGAUUAGCUUAAAAUGAAGAGUAGCUUAUAUAUAUUUUUUUGUUAAGAGGAAUACAAACAAGUUCACUUAACUCUUUAAAUAUAACUAAUUUAAUUGAUGUAGGUUUAGUUAACCUAAUAGCUUAUUCAAAAUAGGACUAGGACACUAGUUAGCUCCUCAAUAGAUAGUUUAAUUUAUAGAAUGUUAGACUAUAAAAAAUAUUAUAUUACAGUUAAAAAUUAUUGCUUUUAAAUUUGUAAUGUUUUAACUCUAAUAUAUAAAAAAUGCAUGUUACUAGCAUUUAAUCUAAUUAUCAUAUUAUAACAAUUAAUGCAAGAGAUAAAUUUGUAAUAGAAGAAUCAAGCUUUUUAAAUGUAGAUUUAGAAAAUGAAUCUAUAAUAAAUAUUUAAUAAACUCAGAUAGUUGAAAUCAAAUAAACUACUUUUGAAAAUAUUCAUGUCAUUAAUAUAAACUGUGGAGUUGUCUGCAUCAAUUCUGCCUAAGAUAUUAAAAUAAUUGAAUCAGCAUUUAUAAAUAUACAGAACUAAGAAGCUUAAGAUGACAAAGUUAUCCAAAAAACUGGUUCAGGGGCAUUAUUUAUUACUGAUAGCAUUUAUAUUUAAAUAAUAGAAAGCAGGUUUAUAAAGUGCUAGAAUUAUUUUUAUGGAGGAGCUGUGUAUUUAGAAUAAAAUUAAAAUGUAACUUUCUUUAACUCCAGUUUUACUUCGAAUAGUGCUGUUUUAAAUUCUGGUGGUGCUAUUUUUGCAAAGCAAAAUGUAAUCAGUUUUGAAAAUUGCACUUUUGAAAGUAAUUAUGCGAAUAAUGAAAAAGGAGGAGCUAUUUAUUCAUAGGAAAAUACCAUAAAAAUUUUCUAGUGCAAAUUAUUUAAUAAUAAGGCUUUGAUUGGUGGUGGAAUUUACACAGAUUUAGACAGCUUAAUUGAUAUUAAAUAAUCUUAAAUAACAAAUAAUUUUGGUUUAUUUUAUGGAGAUAAUUUGGGAUCUAUACCUAAAUUUGUUAAAAGAGUUGAGCAAAAUAAUAACACUAAAAUUGAUUAUAUCUUGAUAAAUAACUUCCAAAGUGGAAAUUAUACAAAAGACGUUAUAUAUGUUAAUUUUUUUGAUCAAGAAAAUAGAAUGCUUGAUUUUUUAGCAAUUUAAAAUUAUAUCAUCAAAAAUAAAAAUACUGUUUCAAAAAAAGUAGAAAGUGAAUAUUUAAGUUAUUUUCUGAAGGUUUAAAAUGAUUUAGAAGAUGAAAUCCUUAUUUCAUCAGGAAUACAGCUACUUUUUGAUGAUCUUACAGGCAUGUUUAGAUUUAACAUAAAUGCUUCGUACAAAAACUAAAAAAGAUAUGUUUUGAAAGUUGUUUCAAAUAUCAAUAAUUUAUAUAUCACCCUCAUAAUUAACUUUAGAGACUGCAUUAUUGGUGAAAUAAAGCAAAACAGGCAUGGCUUUAUAUUUUGCGAUGAAUGUAGUCAAGGAACUUAUUCUCUAGUGAAUCCAAAUACUGAAGCAUUAAAUCAAUGUAAAACAUGUCCUGCUGAAGCUCAGUUCUGUAGAGGAAAUUAAAUUAUUUUGAGAGACGGAUACUGGAGAGAAAACAGAAUGUCAGAUUAAAUUUUCUAAUGCAUAUUUUAAGGAUGCAGCGAAGUAAAAGGAAAUUAAUUUGGCUGCAUUUAGGGAUUUAUAGGACCUAUGUGCUAAAGCUGUGAUAAUUAUGGAGAGAAUUGGGAUCAUCUUUAUGGGGUUAAAGGAACAUACUGCUAUAGAUGUUCAAAUUAUGCUGAAGUUUACAUUUAUUUAGCAGUAGCUAUAGUUGUCUAUAUUUUGUAUAUUCACUUUAGUUUAAAAUCUUAGAUAGAUGAAAAAAGUAAAUUGAUCAAACUGAACUAUUUAAGAAAAAUGAAUAUUCUUUUUUUGAGUAAAUCGAGAUAAAAAGGUUAGGAUUCUGCAGUGCUUACAAAAAUAUUUUUAAAUUAUCUACAAAUUUUCUCUACUUCUUUUGAUUUCUUUUCAAGAAUACCCAAGAUAUUUGAAUCAACUAUUGAUAUUGCUGGUGACCCUACAAAUAUCACAGUUAACAGCUAUGACUGUCUUUUUAAAAUGUCUUGGAUUUAUCCUGUUUGGUUAAAUAGAAUUUUAAUUUAAUUUUUCCAGAUAUUUGUGACUUUUGGUAUAAUUUUAGCUAUUUAGAAGUGCUUUAGCCAAAGAAAACAAAAAAAAAUUUACAUUACAAUUUACUUAGUUUUUAUUUAUUUAUUCUAUUAUCCUUCAAUAACAAAGUUUUUGAUUUCUCUCGUUUUUUGUGAGCAGAUAGGAUCUAACUCCUACUUAAAAAAUGAUUAUAAACAACAAUGCUAUAGUCAGUAGCACAAAAUUUAUAGUCUAAUAUUAAUUUAUCCUAUACUCAUUGUUUGGACUAUAAUUAUCCCUGGUUUAUUAUUCAUAAAAAUGAGGAAAUCUAAAUAACAAGGAAAAGACUAAACUAUUUCAUAUAUUUUAUCUUAUUACAUUCUAUAAUAAGGAUUUAGAACUCACUUUUAUUAUUGGGAGAUAGUAAGAAUGAGUAAAAAAUUUAUGAUUAUGCUAGUUAUUAAUUUAUCUAUUAAUGAUACAAACCAAAGACUAAUCAUUGCAAUCAUCUGUUAAAUUUAUUUUACAUUGAUAAAUAAAUUAAAUCCUAUUAGUUCAUUAGUUUUUGCUCGUUGUGAGAGACUUUUAAUCUAAGUUUUAAUAAUUUCUCUAAUGCUAUAAUGCAUUUUAUAUUCAAGUGAAAAUAUGACAUUAUUAUAGACUAUCGUGAUAAUCUUAUUUUUUUUGAUAAAUGCUUAUGGAGUAGCUGAAUUAGCAAAAGCAUAUCUAAAGUUAAAGAAGCAAAAGCCUCCCAAAAUAAUACUUAAAAUGAGUCAGUAUCUCAUAAAAUACAGCUUCUUUAAAAACUAUUUCAAAAAAUAGAGAGUUCCUCUCCUAAGAAUAAGUCAGCUAUGGUAAUAAGUUUACAAGAACAGGAAAAAUUUAAUUUUAAUGACAUAAACUAAGAUAAAUACAAUAAAUAGAAUAACUUCAUUGAAUUAACUAGAAUCAAUUAGGCAUAUUGACUUAAAUUAAAUUCGACCACUAUAGCCAAUCACAUCAAAAUAAAUGCUGAAUCAAGAUGAGGUUAUUUAAUUCAGUUCUAUGAAUAUGGAAGACUCUUGA